AUGGACCAUGUCAUGCAAGUAGUUAUAAAAACAGUGAAUUACAUUCGAUCACAUGCGCUUCCCCACCGACAAUUUAAGGAAUUCCUGAAAGAAUUGGAUUCAGAAUAUGGUGACGUAGUAUAUUUCAGUCAUGUCAGAUGGUUAAGUCGUGGAAAAUGUUUAAAGCGAUUUUAUGAGUUACGUCAUGAAAUUGACUUGUUUAUGAAUGAUAAACAAAAACCAGUAUUAGAAUUAAGUAAUGAUGAAUGGUUAUUAGAUUUAUGCUUUUUAGUGGAUAUUGUCGAAAAACUGAACCAAUUAAAUAUAUCAUUACAGGGAAAAGAUAAUUUAAUAAUUGACUCAUUUAAUCACAUCAAUGCAUUACACAUUAAAUAUGCACAAGAAAUAAGGAAACUUAUAGCUGCUUUUGAAAGUCGUUUCACUAAUUUAGACAAAUACAAGACAAUAUUUGAAAUAUAUUCAUCUCCUUUUCAUACUGAUGUCAAUUCGGCCCCAGAAUAUCUUCAGAUGGAACUCAUUGACUUACAAUGCAAUAAUGAAUUAAAAMACAUUUUUGAAACAUCAAAAUCAAAAAUAGAUUUUUAUAAUAUUAAUAUCAGAAAAGAACAUUUUCCCAAUUUGAGAAAUCUGGCACAAAAAGUUGUGAGUGCUUUUGGAUCGACUUACACUUGUGAAUCGUUUUUUUCGAAAAUGAAAUUCGCCAAAGAUAAAUCACGCACAAACCUAACAGAUGAAAACCGACAACAUCAAUUACGGUGUGCAAAUACAAGCAUUUCUAUUGAUUUGAAAAAGCUUAGUGAACGAACGUUGGAUUUAUUUGUAACUCGCCCUUUAACUUUCCAUCUAAAUACCCAAUAUUGGAGUUCAAUGUAA
This is a messenger RNA of Diuraphis noxia (Russian wheat aphid), 873 nucleotides long. Its product is annotated as general transcription factor II-I repeat domain-containing protein 2A-like. Gene Ontology annotation, molecular function: protein dimerization activity. NCBI's taxonomy places the organism in Eukaryota, Metazoa, Arthropoda, Insecta, Hemiptera, Aphididae. The record is from RefSeq and is a predicted model, not a curated record.